This is a messenger RNA of Fusarium sp. VM40, 2406 nucleotides long. Lineage: Eukaryota; Fungi; Ascomycota; Sordariomycetes; Hypocreales; Nectriaceae. The record is from the annotation of a GenBank genome assembly.
AUGACUGCUCCUCCACCAUACUCUCCUCCAACACCCAGAGACAUCCGCUCUCUAACCGACUCUUUGAGCCAAGCUUCUACCAGCGAUAGUUCCUCGGCAUCCAGCAUUUCGACAACUUCUACAAUCCUGCCCCCAUAUCCAGUAAGCAGAGACCAUGAACCUCGAUCCGUGCCGUCCAUCACGAGCCAUCUUCAGAGGUUGAGAUCCCCAGGAGACUCGGGUACCUCUAGCUCAACCUCCUCGAGCACCCGCGAUGCAGGCUUCAGAGGCCUCUCCGCCGCCGAAGCGAAACUGCGCGUCCUCGAACUCAAGCGUGAAGCACAGGCUGCAGCUGCGAUGAAGAAACCCUCCAACGAGGGUAUGUUCAAAACAGCCUGUGCCACGGAUGUGCUCUUCCUCAUGGAUACCACGUCUUCUAUGGGCCCGUAUAUCGAUGCCGCGAAGGAGCAGGUCAAGAAGAUCAUGCAGGAUAUCACCGAGACGUUCUACAACGAGGCGGAAGUUCGUAUCGCUGUGGUUGGAUACAAAGAUCACUGCGAUAGUAUCAAUAUCCAGUUCAUUGACUUUACCACUGAUGUGGAAAGAGUCCGACAGUUUAUUGAUAGGCUGCGGGCUAGUGGUGGAGGUGAUGUACCGGAGGAUGUUCUUGGAGGUAUCCAAAAAGCCAUCAAUGCGAGCUGGAAGAAUCCGACACGAUGUAUAAUUCACAUCGCCGAUGCACCUCCCCAUGGGAGUAUCUUUCAUAAAUGGGGCACGAAGGGUGAUGAUUACCAUACCGUCGGAAGCGAACCGCACGGUCUCAAGUAUAAGCCUCUUCUCAAGAAAAUGAUUCGUCUCAACGUCAACUACGCUCUGCUUCGCAUCAAUAAGUACACCGACACCAUGGCGUAUCUCUUUCUCAAAGAGUAUGCAUCUGCAUCAGCGGACUGCAAGCUCCUCAAGACCAACACCCACUAUCUCGACGGUUUGAAGUCCAACUCCGAGGCACGUAGCAGUAUCCGUGGGAUGAGUAGUUCAAAGGGGUCUGCGAAGGGCGGCUUGCUUUUUGAAGAGGCGGAGCUGGGUACUACCUAUAGUGCUCUUCGCCAUUUAGUUGUCAAGAGUGUUACUAGCUCUGCUUCUCGUACUGCGGUGCGAAUGUCAGACUCGUCUUCCCGAACUGGAGAAAAGGGUGGUAAGAGUACUCUGACGCCUCAUCUCGAUGCUAUUGGGGAAGAUGAAGAUGAAAUCAAUGAGAAACAAGGCAUGAAGAGCACAGUCAUGCUUGAAGAUUUUGAAAAGCAAUGGACCAAUCCUGAUUGGUUCCAGGACAUGCUCCGCGUCGAAGGCUUCUCACCAGACACCGUCAUCCAUCGCUCAGGAACCCUCAACGAUAUGAUGGCCCACGAUGACAACAUCAAACUCAGCGUCAUGGAACUCACCGUGCACAAGCGCCAACGCCCCUUCGCCCAAGGCGCUCUCCGGCUAGCAUACUGUGCGAAGACAAGACACUCAACAAACCCCUACGUCGUCAAGACCUUCAAGCGCAGUGGCAAGCGUCUUGCGCAUCUAGCCGAGGACAUGCGCUGUCAGGCUCUUUGCAAGGCAUUUGCGCUGGAGUUUAAUGCUUUGACAGGUGAUAAGCACGCCAUCGAUUUCAUCGUGACGACUUGUCUGAAGGGUAAAAAUGGAGAUUCGGACAGUGAUUACAUCUCGCUCGAACCGUUCAUUGAGGGUGAUUAUGUCAAGUACAACAAUAACUGCAGUUACGUGAACGAGGAUAACCCUGAUGAUGAGUUCAACAAAGCUGCCCAGGCGUUCUCGCACUUUACCUACGAGCGCUCGUGGGGAAGCUUCCUGGUGUGUGAUCUUCAAGGCGUGGGUCAUGUUCUCACCGACCCGGCUAUUCACACUCUUGACCCCGAGCGCUUCAAGCUCGCUGACACGAAUCUUGGAAAAGAGGGGUUUAAGUUCUUCUUCGCCACACAUGUCUGCAACGAGAUAUGUGAAAAGCUCGAGCUCAAGAGCAAAGCCUCAAUGAUAACCUCGGAGAAAGCCGAGUUCCGCGAAUGGUGGCCCACGAUGGACAACACAGUCUGCUGCUCCAACAAACUCUGCGGCAAGAUCGUGCGUGUCGCCAGCGCGAACAAAUCAGAUGAGUAUCAAGGGUGUAACUGGUGCGACACGUGCUGGCCGCAGUUGGAAAGGACCAAGGAGAAGAUUGUCUGUAUUGCGCCUGGGCCGGAUCAUGAGUUUGAUGUAUCGAGGUUUUACUACGAGUCGCAGGGUCAGAUACCGCCUGGGAAGUGCGCUGAGCAUCGGGAGAGGGAUGAGACUGUUGCGAGGACGGCGGUUGUGGGGGGAAAUUUCUUUGGGAGGCUGAAGUCGGCGACGAAGAAGAAGUCUAUCUCUGGCAAGGCGUGGUGA